AUGAAGCAGUUUUCUCCAAUUUGCACAAGAAAACCACGUAUUUAUUCUAACCUUUAUCCUUUUAAUACAGGCCAGGCACAAAUCUAUAGUGCCGAGGAAUACGCUAAGACGAGAAGUUCUCUUUCAUUCCGAGUACUUCAGUCAUCGAAGACAUCAAAUAUGCAAUGUGUCUUCUAUACGAGUAAUAUAAGGCUGAAACCUGGUAAGAUAAGUUCAAGCGAAAAAAUAGUCUAUUUCUUGCAGAGUCUCCAAAUACCAGAUGAAGUUUCUCCCGUUUCUCAAAAGAUCGCCUCAUUAUCGGUAUCUGAAUUAUCGGAAUACUAUUAUUAUAAUUGCGAAAAAUUCUUGAAACUUAAAUCAAGAAAGACCCUAGAUGAAAAAAGUACUCAAAGUACGAAAGGCCCAACAUUAAAAACCUCAGAGAUGCAACGUGGAAGAAAAUAUGAAGUAGAAGUUGAGAAUGAAUUAAGAAAUUCAUAUGGAGACAAUAUUAUUAAAUGCGAAAACGUGUCAAAUGAUGCCAAUAUUAAAUUACUAAGGGAAGCGAAAGUUGGUCAAAUAUUUUGUCAAAUGUCAUUUAAAGUAAAUGAAGCAUUUUAUGAAAAGUUCAAUUUAAAAGGUAUCAUUGAAAUAAAAGAUUUCAGACCGGAUUUCAUUAAGGUUAUUAAAAAAAACAACGAAAAGGCUUACCAGAUACUUGAUGCAAAGUCUUCAAAGGAUGUACAGUAUUCUCAUAAGAUCCAAGUGGCCCUUUAUGCGUACCUUCUUAAUUUAACUGUUCAGGGUAUCAACAUUUCGACAGAAUGUGGAAUUUAUUUGCCACAAUUCGAUUUACUAAUAUUUGAUAUAAAUGAUUUACUUCCGGAGAUAAAAGUUUUAUUUCGUGAAAGGUUACCACGAAUUAUAAAAACAUCAAUUCAAAAUUUACCUUGGCAUUUUGAUUCAAGUUGUGAAAAUUGUUACUUUGUAUAUAGUUGUAGAAAAGAAGUCAAAGAAGAGAAUGAAAUGAAUGAUGAAUUGUCUAAUGGUGCAGACAUUGAAGAUUUGGUAAAAUAUUUGGCUAAUACGGGUGCCGAUGAUGAACGAGCAAAAGGUGUUAAAAAGGUUAUUAAUUAUGAUGAAAAGUUGAAAAGUUCACCUUAUAUGAAAAUGAAGUCUGGGCAAGCGCAGUUCGUUGGAAUUGCGACUACAGAUUUUCCUCAAGAUCAUAAUUUAUUAAUUACAAUGUCAUUGGAUACCUUAUCGUUAAAACCUUUUGGAUGGGGAAUAUGUCUUUAUGCACGCGAUAAGAAAAUCAAACGAGAUUCCAAAUCAUUUUCAAUAAAUGAAGCUUCUAACGAGGAGGCAUACUUCUCUCUUAUGGAUAAAUUCACUACUUUAUUGGAGGAGUGUUUUGAAUACCUAAAUUCAAAUAAUUUAAGAUCUUGUGUCUUUGUUUAUUCUAAAAAAGAAAAGGAAUACAUUCAAGAUUCAUUAAUAAAUAUAAUAAAUAUUGAGAAUCCACAAUCGGAUUUAGAUCAAAUUAAACGUAAAGCCAGGAGAUGUUUAUUUAAUUUAUUUGAAGAUCCGAAGUUGUUAUCAGUAAUUAAGGAUCAUGAGGAACUCCCAGCAUAUAACACGCGUGAAUUUCCAAAGUUGGUAAUCUUAGAACAAACGAUCAGGGAAAAUGUCGCAAUUUGCGUCCCCGGAUUUUAUCAGUUGAAAGAUAUUUGGGAAGAAUUAGUGAUGCCAAAAUUGCGUAAUAAAGCAUUGGUAAAUUUUUUAAAAUCACAUAUUAAAGAUAUUGAUUUAGAUAGCAUUUUUACUUUAUGGAAUUCUUGGAAUUCUGCAGUCCCGGAACACGUGAAUGAACACCAUCUUUUAAGGGUUGAUUUUGGAUAUGAAGUAAUAAAAGCUUAUUAUGAAUUACUUAAAGAAUCAGCUUUCGACAAGAUCGACAAGAUUGCUUCUAAACUAGUAUUUGACGCACCAUUAUUUACUUUCACUUCCACCAAAACUUUUAGAAACCAUUAUUUGGGUAAAUUAUAUUAUUUCAAACUACUUGAAGCAAAAGCUGAGUGUAAACAACUAAAGUCUCAAAGAAUGAGUGAUUACUUGCAAAAUCAAUCUACAUAUGGAAUUCAAAUUCAAUUUGAAAAAAUUAUCAAAAAUUCGGAAUUUUUGUCGCUAUUUACUAUUUUAAGUAACGAACAAGAAUUAAAAAGUAUUCCACAUUCUAAAGGAUUUAUGCUUGUUGAGGAUAGUCUCGAGGGGAUUCUGGAGGCUAUUAGAUUUCCAGAUAUGAAACAUAUGGAUUCCAUUGAUGUUUAUUACGAACCCAAUUCAACAAUAUUAGGUAAUCGAGAAAUUGACUUACAAAAUCAAAAGGUUUAUUUAACGGGGACCGUUAAAAUCAACCUUUACAAAGAUAAUAUAUAUCGCCUUUAUAAAAGAUGUAUCGAUUUUAACACGAAUAACAUCUUAGAAAUGUUGAUUGAAAUUGAUAAUCGAGGUGAUAAGUCAGUGUUUAUGGAUCUCUUGAUAAAUACAAAUGAUUGGUGUCCUAAUCCUAUAACUCUGAAAGGAGGGCAGCGUAAAGAAGAAUUAUUGGAAGAAAGACUUCAAAUUCUUUCGCAACCAAUCAGAUCUUCCAAAAUUUCGUCAUUGAUCUCGGGGUAUUUGAAUAAGCCGAUUGGUACAAAUAUAAAUAAUAAUUACAUAAUUGGUUUAACAGCAAAUUCAAGAGAUUCCAUUGAAAAUUUGCUGAAACGAAUUUCUGAGCUAAAGCAUGUGAAGAUUUUUAGUAUGGUCAAUGUAUCGAACAAUAAAUAUUUAAAUGAAGGUGUGAUUGAAUGUGAAGCAAGUACUUUACCUGCAAUAAUUAACAAGAUUGGAAUUCCCGGAAAACCUAUUGUAAUUGGAGGUACAAUUUGGGAUUGGUAUAAAUUAAGGGCAGCAUGGAAUGGAAGGACUAGGUGCGAUAUAAUGAUAAUCGAUCAAGGUUCCAAGGCAAUUUCAGAUGCUAGUAUUGCAAUUGAAUGCUUGAAGCCAAAAGUCGGAAAAUUAAUAAUUUCUGGAGAUUCGGAAUUGAAACCUUUUAUUCGAAAUAAAUAUCCUACUAAUUAUCCUUACUUAUUUGGAUCAAUCCAAGAAUGCUUGAAUUCGUUGAUAAAAGAUUAA
Molecule: messenger RNA, 3159 nt
Organism: Funneliformis geosporum
Lineage: Eukaryota; Fungi; Glomeromycota; Glomeromycetes; Glomerales; Glomeraceae
Source: the annotation of a GenBank genome assembly